Rotaria socialis is the source of this 348-nucleotide messenger RNA. The record is from the annotation of a GenBank genome assembly. Lineage: Eukaryota; Metazoa; Rotifera; Eurotatoria; Philodinida; Philodinidae.
AUGGGGCUAUCAACAAAAUAUCAUGAAGAUGAAAAUUUUCGAUUGAACGUCAAAAAAUUAAUUGCUUUGGCUUUUCUCCCUGUGCCUAAUGUGAUUGCUGACUUUUAUCAGAUAGCAGGUGAAUUCGACGACGACUCUGAUGACCUUCUCAAUUAUUUUGAAAAACCGUGGAUCGGUGAACCAAGAAGAAGCGUAGCACAUCAACCAAAAGGUCGAGGGCGUCCUAAACGACAGGUUCCAGAAACUAGGUCUUUAUCAGAUGACAGUUCAUCAUCAACAAUACGAAAAGCAACACCGACUGCAGACAAUGUGCCGAUGCUUAGUGCAUCGGCUUAUAAGCGUGGCUGA